AUGCAGAAUAGAACAACGGUAACAGAGUUCAUUCUCCUUGGUGUAUCAGACACCCAUGACCUUAACGGCUUCCUCUUCGGUCUCUUCCUUCUCAUGUACAUAGCAGACAUCUCUGGAAAUUUGGCAGUAGCCGCGAUCACGCUUUGGGACCCGCAUCUCCAGACACCCAUGUAUUUUUUCAUUGGCAAUCUCUCUUUCAUCGAUGUCUUCUAUUCUUCUACCACGGUACCCAAGAUGUUCCUGGGACUGGUCUCCCACAGCAACCGUAUCCCUUACGGAGGGUGCAUUGCCCAGAUGUUCUUCUUCCAUUUCCUUGGCAGCACUGAAGCCAUGCUGUUGGCAGUCAUGGGUUACUACGACCGCUACCUGGCUGUCUGCCACCCUCUCCGCUACCCUCUUCUGAUGAGUCGCCAGCUCCGGUUGACCUUGGCAGCCUCGGUGUGGACCGCUGGAUUCUUCCACUCGCUUCUCCACGCUCUCAUGAUGUCUCGCCUCUCCUUCUGUCAAGACAACCAGGUGGCACAUUUUUUCUGCGACAUCGCUCCACUGCUGGCCCUGUCGUGCUCUGACACCCAUAUCAACCAGGCCUUACUAGCUGGGGUCACUGGCUCCAUCAUCUUGGGUUGCUUCACCUUUACUCUGGCAUCCUAUGGCUACAUCUUGCGAGCAGUGGUGGCCAUGCGCUCAGCAGAAGGCCUCCGUCGGGCCUUCCGCACCUGUGGGGCUCACCUCACCGUGGUGGCACUGCACUAUGGCUGCGCUGGGGCCAUGUACCUGCGGCCCCGCUCAGAAGGUUCGCUAGGAACUGACAGGGCUGUGACAGUGCUGUAUACAGCAGUCACGCCUGUCCUCAACCCGCUCAUUUACACCCUACGCAACAAAGAGGUCAAGACUGCUUUGAGAUGGGUUUUGGCAAAAAAGGUGUGUGUGCUACAAAGUUGA
This is a messenger RNA of Eublepharis macularius, 942 nucleotides long. RefSeq names its product olfactory receptor 12D1-like. Gene Ontology annotation, biological process: G protein-coupled receptor signaling pathway. The record is from RefSeq and is a predicted model, not a curated record. Gene Ontology annotation, molecular function: olfactory receptor activity; G protein-coupled receptor activity. Lineage: Eukaryota; Metazoa; Chordata; Lepidosauria; Squamata; Eublepharidae. Gene Ontology annotation, cellular component: membrane. The coding region runs from base 1 to 942 and encodes 313 amino acids. The transcript has a single exon.